GCCGAAACAAAUAAUACUGCCAUUUUAAAAAAUUAUUAAUUUGAAAAUGCUGGAAGAUAUGCUCUGUAGAUACGCUAUAGUAAGUCAUUUACUAUUGGCCUGUUCUAUCGGUCAUAUCUCUACUACCGUUAACGGAUUUUACGAUAUUAUUACGAGAUUUUUAUCAAAUAAAACCUGCCUAGCAAUUUUGUACAAUUAUUGCUUAAUGUUGUAUAUUUACUGUUGUAAAAUACCAAUUUUCAUCUUCCUAGGAACUCUAACACAACUAGAAUCUGAGGAAUUAAUUGAGAAUAUAAGGAAUUAUAUAAUGGACACCGUUUUGUUUUUAAUACUGAGUAAGCCUAGAUUUAACGGUAAAGAAGUGUUAAUGUCGGACCUUGUCAAGUGUAUCACCUUACUCACCUCCUUAAAGUCAUUUCAUAUCAUACUGAACAUACGUUUAUCUCAUAUGUUCGAAAUUGAUAUACCAAAAUUUAUGAAAAUCUUCCGGAUUUGCUCCUUUAUUUAUGUUUUGAGCCUAAUUAACUGCUUCCUGCUCAACUUAUUUUUCAUAAAUUUAAAUAAUAAAAAUACUUUCACUCUUUGGGUUCUUUUCGAGUUACUGGGAAUGUUCAUAAAUUUGUUAUUUUCAACGUUCAAAUUCAUUAUCAACCUCUUUGAUUUAUAUCAGUCGAAUGGGCUCAUAAACAAAAUGAUCAUACUCUUUUAUAUUGAAUUAUUGCAUGACAUAUUAUCACUGCUAAUAUUCACCGUUUUUAUGAUCGUCUUCUUCAUCAACAACCCUAUCAACAUUCCGAUCUACAUGAUUAUAGAUAUUAUUCAUGUCUCGAAAAACCUAUUCAAUCGUAUUAAAAUGUUAAUUGAAUAUCGGAAAAUUUCAAAACUACUCUACACCAAAUACAAGUGUGCGGAUGAUGAGAAGAAUUUGAACUGUAUAAUAUGCCGCGACGUUAUCACAGUCAAUAGCAGAAAACUGGAGUGCGGGCACGUGUUUCAUCUGAACUGCCUAAAAUCAUGGCUCUUCCAACAUAACAACUGUCCAAGCUGCAGGAAACUUAUUUACAACUCAAAUGCCAUAACCAUAAAUAUGAGCAUACAAGUGCUGGACAACGUUCUGUAUAAUAUAGAAAUAUUCGUGUUGAACAAGAUGAAGUCGUUGGUUAAAAAGGCGUCGAAGAUGAUUAAAAAUUUGAAAACGAACCUACUACACUACAACGUCACGUUGAAAACAACGCAAUCGAGACAUUUGGAAUAUUAUUUGUACAAUAGUGUGACUCACGAGUUUGUCAAAUUGUCAACCUCUACGAAUGAAACGAAUGAUAAUUUAAGGGAGAAUUUAACUGAAGAUAAAAAAGCUCCGGAUGGAAACAGUUUGAUGUUAAGAAUUGGCAUGAUCAACGUAAUGAAGAAGUACUAUUUCUCAAAUUACUACCUUAUUAUGUGUAAUUCCGACACAGAAACGGAUAACACCGCAUCAGACAAUUCCAGUGGUGUUGAUGGUAGCGAUGGCACUGCUAAUAACUUGCCGAAGGACAAUGUUCAGGAGCUGUUCAGUUGGUUAAAUACGGCAAUAAUGACAAGUUCCCGUGAUGAUUUAAAUGCUCUAUAUAACAAGUUGUUAUAUGUUCUCUCGUUCCUCUACCUCUCAACAAAUUUGUUGACGAAACAGUUUUUAACUAGUUCUCAGAGUUCAAACGAAGGUUUGGAUUCUAACAAUUCGGGGUCAACAUCCAACAAACCCUCGUAUGAGCCUGAAAUAAAAAAAUUACACGUGAAGAAAUUAAUUUUAAGUAAGGAUUAUCAUUUGUUACUGCUGAAGAUGUGUAAGAAGAACUACCAUUUUAAUUUUAAGGCCUUUUCAAAUAACAUUUCAUUAUUCCAAAAUAUUGUUAAUAUUGUUUAA
Messenger RNA from Theileria parva strain Muguga, 1903 nucleotides. RefSeq names its product Ring finger domain protein (gene syvn1). The record is from RefSeq and is a predicted model, not a curated record. NCBI's taxonomy places the organism in Eukaryota, Apicomplexa, Aconoidasida, Piroplasmida, Theileriidae. Bases 47 to 1903 code for a protein of 618 amino acids. The transcript has 10 exons.